GCGCUGCCUGCAGCCGCCACCGAACGCCGUCCGGCUGUAUAUAUAAGAGCAGGCGGCUGGAGGAUCAGCACUCGGAGAGAGGGCGUGCCCUGAGACAAGCGUCUUCACUCGACGGUCCUCACCGGUUCCAGCGCAAGAUGCGGCUCCUCUCCCUGGCCCUGUGCGUGGGCCUGGCGACAGCGUUGCCGACCUAUCAGGACGCCAUCAGUCAUCCAGCGCCACCGCCGGUCCUCGUCUCUGGCAGUCUGGGCGGCCAGCUCAGCCAGCCAGCCAGCCAAGACCAUGCAGGGCAGGACUCCGACGGCUGCCAGGCGUGUGCCGGCAAUGGCGUGGGCGUUCAGCUGGAUGUCGGUGUGCCGUCCGUCCUUCUCGCCUCCGGCGGAGGUGUUCUCUCAGGAGACGGUGAGGGCGGCCUCGCCUCCAUCGGAGGUGUUCCCUCAGUAGGAAGCGGGAUCGACAUCUCAGCGCAGGUCGGCGACGGCAGGGUCGUGACCCACCAGAGCAGCUCGUCAAGCAGACAGUUCUCGCAGUCGUCACACUCCUCCCAGACGUCCUACUUUGUCAGCUCGGGGGGCGAUGACAUCAUCGAGAUCGUGGUAGCGCAGGCCGCCGACUACGGCCUGGAGUGCGUGCCUGCUGCGGACCUAACCGAGUCGGCCAAAAUCAUUGUCGAGGAGAGCGGUGAAAAGGGUGAAAAGGAGGCCGUUGCUGCAGUCGGCGACGGAGGAGCGGCUGCCUCUUCGUCUGCUCGGGAUGCAGCUGCCUCGUCGGUCACGGUUGGAGUUGCGGGAGACGGUGCUGCCUCCUCUUCGUCCGUGGGGGGUGAGGAACAUGGAGCCGCUGCCUCCUCAGCCGCUGGUGGCGAUGGAGCUGCCUCGUCCUCGGCUGCUGGUGGUGGCGCUGCCUCGUCUGCCGCUGCUGGCGGUCUGGAGCUUGGAGGUUCCUCCUCUUCGGCUGCUGCUGGUGGUGCCGCUUCGUCUGCUGCUGCUGGUGGCGAAGAACAUGGAGCCGCUUCAUCCUCGGCUGCUGGUGGUGGCGCUGCUUCGUCCGCGGCUGCUGGUGGUGGAGCAGCUUCAUCUGCUGCUGCUGGUGGCGAAGAACAUGGAGCCGCUUCAUCCUCGGCUGCUGGCGGCGCUGCUUCGUCUGCCGCUGCUGGCGGCUUAGAACAUGGAGCUGCCUCGUCCUCGGCUGCUGCUGGUGGUGCCGCUUCGUCCGCUGCUGCUGGUGGUGAAGAACAUGGAGCCGCUUCAUCCUCGGCUGCUGCUGGUGGCGCUGCCUCGUCUGCCGCUGCUGGCGGUGAAGAACAUGGAGCUGCCUCGUCCUCGGCUGCUGGUGGUGGCGCUGCCUCGUCUGCCGCUGCUGGCGGUCUGGAGCUUGGAGGUUCCUCUUCUUCGGCUGCUGCUGGUGGCGCCGCUUCGUCUGCUGCUGCCGGUGGUGAAGAACAUGGAGCCGCUUCAUCCUCGGCUGCUGGUGGUGGAGCUGCCUCGUCUGCUGCUGCCGGUGGUGCCGCUUCCUCUGCUGCUGCUGGUGGUAGAGAACAUGGAGCCGCUUCAUCUUCGGCUGCUGGUGGUGGAGCUGCCUCGUCUGCCGCUGCUGGUGGCUUAGAACUUGGAGCUGCCUCGUCCUCGGCUGCUGGUGGUGGCGCUGCUUCGUCUUCGGCUGCUGGUGGCGGAGCAGCUUCGUCUGCUGCUGCUGGCGGUGCAGGACAGGGAGCCUCUUCUUCUUCAGCUGCCGCUGGUGGAGCUGCCUCAGCCGCUUCCAGCGGUGGGGCAUCGUCAUCCACCUCCGUCAGUGGUGGGGAGAUCUCAGUCAUCGAAGACACUCACGAGGAGAUCAUUCAGGACUGCAUCUGCGUGCCGUACUAUCUUUGCAAGGGAGGUGACAUUAUCACGGACGGCGCUGGUCUGAUUGACAUCCGCUUCGGCCCCGCAGAAGGGGAAGGCCCGAAGUCCAACUCGCAGUGCAAGAGCUUCCUGGAUGUUUGCUGUAAGGUCCCCACAGGCUUUAAGGAGAGUGAGUCCCAGUUUGGAGAGUUCCCGUGGAUGGCGAUUAUUCUGGAGGAGCAGCGUCAGGGCGGUAAACGUCUGGAGAAAUACCUGUGCGGCGGCUCUCUGAUAGCUGAUGACGUCAUUCUGACUGCUGGCCACUGCGUGAACGAUAAGCGAGCUGGCAGUAUCGUAGUCCGUCUCGGCGACUGGGACACCAAGCGCGAGACGGAGAUCUUCCCGCACGAGCAGUUCCACGUCAAACACAUCGAGGUGCAUGAGGAUCUCAACCCGCGCACGCUCUUCAACGACGUAGCGCUGCUGUUCCUGGACGGCAAGGUGACUCUACAGCCGCACAUCGACACCAUCUGCCUGCCGGAGCCGGACGAGGACUUCGACUACGCGCAUUGCGUGGCGACGGGCUUCGGCCGCGACAAGUUCGAGGGCGGCACCUACCAGAACAUCAUGAAGCAGGUCGACCUGAACAUCGUACCGCACGAUGCGUGCCAGACGAAGCUGCGCACGACGCGGCUCGGCCGCUGGUUCAAGCUGCACGACUCGUUUACGUGCGCCGGCGGCGAGCCGGGCGUCGACACGUGCAAGGGCGACGGCGGCUCGCCGCUGGUCUGUCCCAGCAAAACGGAUCCCAACAAGUACGUCCAGGCGGGCAUCGUGGCCUGGGGCAUCGGCUGCGGCGAGGGUGGCGUGCCGGGCGUGUACGCCAGCGUGCCGAAGCUGCUGACUUGGGUGCAGGAGAAGCUGGCGGCGUUCCCAGCCAGUGGUCUGCCUGACAGGCUGCAGCAGCAGCAUCAGCCAGUGCCCGUGCAGGUAGUCCAGACGCCGGUGCAAGUGUCCCUGCCACCGCCACCGCCACCGCACACGCUGGUGUCCAGCGGCUAUUAGAGCGGGAAGAACACCACAGCGGGCGAUACGAUCGGAGAUUGCAAGAGCUGAGACAGCCAUGGCGGUGCUAAAGCGAGCAGGUGGAAAACGGCGACAACGAAGCAGUGGGGCAUGGAAAAUAAUCGACAAACGUCUCACACUAGAUAACUAAAAAUCUUAAGAAAAUGGAAGGCCAAAGGGCGAUCAGACACGGACGAUCUGUUGCAAGCUGCAAUUUCACCGGAGAAACUGAGCCUUAAUUACUCAUUUCGGCUAUCGUGGUAACAGACGACCCAUGUUCAGGGUGGUCUGAAAAGUUUUACCUUGGUCUUCCCCGCUCGUGUUAGGUAACGAGUUGAAUAAAACGCGUUUUGUCGUA
Messenger RNA from Pollicipes pollicipes, 3246 nucleotides. RefSeq names its product fibroin heavy chain. Gene Ontology annotation, molecular function: serine-type endopeptidase activity. Gene Ontology annotation, biological process: proteolysis. The coding region runs from base 138 to 2888 and encodes 916 amino acids. Lineage: Eukaryota; Metazoa; Arthropoda; Thecostraca; Pollicipedomorpha; Pollicipedidae. The record is from RefSeq and is a predicted model, not a curated record. The transcript is spliced from 5 exons.